Molecule: messenger RNA, 12207 nt
Organism: Contarinia nasturtii (swede midge)
Lineage: Eukaryota; Metazoa; Arthropoda; Insecta; Diptera; Cecidomyiidae
Gene: trx
Product: histone-lysine N-methyltransferase trithorax
Exons: 7
Coding region: 1367-11317 (3316 amino acids)
Biological process (GO): positive regulation of DNA-templated transcription
Cellular component (GO): nucleus; histone methyltransferase complex
Molecular function (GO): zinc ion binding; DNA-binding transcription factor activity; protein binding
Source: RefSeq, a predicted model, not a curated record
UUUGAAUAAAAUACCGCGUCAUUGUUGCCAACAGAAGUUGUUUUCUGUCAUUUAUAUGUGUGUGCAAAACAGGCACAUAUGCAUGUAUCACAUGCGAGCGCUAGAUAACAUUGAAGAGUGAAGAGUGAAGAGAAAAACACUCUGAAAAACAAGCAACAACAGCAGCAGAGCAGCACCAGAGACAAAUUGGAAAAAUUCAAUCCAGCACAAUAUAGUACAAAACCUGACCACCAUUUUUCUUAAUUCAAAAUGGCCGAAUAACUAAACGAAACGCAAACAUUGAUUAUUACUAUUUAUUAUUAUAUGAGUUCUGUAAACCAAACAACAAUAAAAAAGAGAACGCAUAAACUAAACAAAAGCGAAACAGUAGUAUUGUAAUAAAAAAUAAGGUUAAACAUUUAAGUGAAUGAAAUUGAAGCAAAUGCCAUAGAUAAAAUAUUUAUUUAUUAUAAAUCAUUGGUGUAAACGCCACUUCGAAAAUGUGAGAGAGAUGAAAAAUUGUUGACUUUUUUUUUAAUUCAUUCGUUCGUUUGUGUAUACAUACAAAAUUAAAUGAAUGUGAAUCAAUCAAGUUUUGUGUCUAUUUUUUGCUGUCCGCUAAUAUGAUGUCAAUGAAGCAUCUCAAUUUUUUCUGUGUAUUUUAAAAAUCAGCAUAUCUGUGUUUGCUAAGCUUGAAUCGCAAUCAUAUCAAGCAAAAAAAGGAAAUUGAUCAACUAUUUUAAUCAAAAAGUGAACAAAAUGAAAGAAUCAAUUUGCACAAUAGCAAAAGUAGCAGCACAACAACAAUAACAACAACAACAUCACCAUCAAAAUCAAUCCGACGAAAUUUUGUGAAAUAAAAGGUGCCACAAAAAUUGCAAUUAAGUGACGAAAAUAAAAAAAAAAUUAUACCGUCAAAAAUUACCGGGCUUAAAAUAAAGUCAUAAAAAUCUCAACGAAAGAAUAAAUCAUUUGUUUGCUUUAUUUUCGCAUUCAGUUCCAUUGUUUGCCCUUUGUGUAUAUAUUUUGUUCUUGAACGAUUAAAUGCGCAUAUACCGUGUGCGAGUGGAUGUAAAUAUUUGUGGGAAAAAAGGCAAGAAUUUAACGAGAGAGCCGAUUCAAAAAAGAAAAAAAUUCUGCGUAUAUACAUAUAAUCAUUCAAUGUUCAUGAAUAUGCGCUCGUGUGUUUCCAUCUAUAAAAUAUCGUUCUGUGCAUAUUCAGUUUGAUUCGGUUUGAUGUUUUAAACAGCCGUGACAAAAAAAAAAUUAUUCAUCGCCACUUAUGCAAUUAUGUGUCGCGCGACGCUGAUUAUUGGAAUAAUCGAGAAAUUUUCUUGCAAGCCAACUAAAUGAUUGAAUUGAAAUUAUCAAACAAGAGAAAAAUAAAAUGGGACGUUCAAAAUUCCCAGGCAAACCGUCAAAAUUAGUGACUAAAAAGCGUGUCAGUGUUUUGAAUGGAAAUAACAUCAAUGGUAGUAAUAAUAGCAUUAGCAGUGGUAGUAGUCAAAAUGUAGCCAUAGUAUCAUUUGGUGCAGUGAGCUGUGCCAUUAACGAUGCAAGCAAUGAUAUCGACGCCGAUGCUGAAACACAGAAUAUUGCCGUCGAACAACAAUCGAACAAUAAUAUUGAACCGGAUAGUGAUAUAGCUUUAAGAUCAACAGCCGCUAAAUGUGAUGUUGUUCAGGCGAAUAAGUCGAAAGAAUCUCAGUUAAAUAAUGCGAAUGAGAAUGGGGUAUCAGAAGAUGGGUCAAGUAAAAAGCCGACAAAAAAGAAGAAAGUAUCUUUUAAAUUCGGCUUUGAGACAGGUGAUGAUGCGCACAUUGUUAAAAAGGAACCGACCAGAACGUUCGAUCCGCCUGUAUCAAUAAUUAAAAAAGAAUGCUUACCACCAGCCAUUCGAAUUGCACGCGGAGAGCCGUUUCUUAUGCCAUCGCGAUUAACAGGAUUGACGAAAAAUCAAGACCUAAACAAACUUGAUAAUGUUAAUUCGUUAACAUUCAAAUCACAUUUCGCUAAAUGUAAACAGACUAGAGACGAAAAUGUGACAAGUAACGAUGAGGAUCAAAUUGAUGUUGGGAGUAAAAGCAGUGAGAGUAGCCAUUCUGAAAACAGCGAUGAAGAGACUAGCCACAGUAAAAAAGAAGAAGCCAUCACACAUAAUGAGGAGAAAUCAAAGGCAGUUGCAUUUCAAUUACCGAAGCGCAGUGCGCAUUCAAGUCGUGUCAUAAAACCAAACAAACGAUUUACCGAUGAUUCAAAAACGACCAACAAUAAGAAUGGUUUUGGUAAAAAGAAAGGUUCUAAUUUUGAAACUGAAACGGAUACAGUUGAAGCAAACAAAAAAGAAGAUGAUGACAAUGUACUGAAAAUUUCUGAUCACAUAAAAAAUAAUCCCUUUGCCAAAAUCAACGAUGAUUCACCAUUUGGUUGUUCGUCAAUGUCGAUACUAAGACAGUCUCGCUUACAAUUUGCAUCAGUCUUAAAACCAACUUCAACAAUAACAAAUACAUCGAUUGUGUCGGCAACCAACAAGGAAAGUCUAUUUUCAUCGAGUUUGUCGGGCAAUAGCUUAAAUUGUAAUUCCAUCCCACUAUCAAAUGCAGUAUGUGGGGUUUGUGCGACGCCAGCAGCAAUUACACAUCAGACGCGCAAAUAUGGAAUCAGCUCCUGCGAAUCAUGCAGAAAAUUUAUAUCGAAAACAGUAAAACGACUAACACCAUCGGAUGAAAAAUCACCGGCAGAAGUGUUUCAAUGUAAAAAAGGAGAUGGCAACUGUGUAAUCAGUGUACGAAGUUUUAAAGCAUCAAAAAAGAGAUGUCAAGCAUGUUUACUAAAAAAAUGUCUUCAAACUUACAAGUUGCCAUCGGAAAUUCGAUCACGAAUUCAAGGAUUAUUGCCUCCCAGCAUGAGAAAUGGUGAAAUUAAAUCAUUUUCAACAACUUUCCAGCUGAAAACCGAGAGCAACAAUACAGAUCCAUUAUCACCGAAAUCAAGUGGGCUUAAUAACUUGUUUGGUAGUUCACUGUCUUCGUGUCGACGAUUAGUACCAACUUGGCCAUCAAUGAAGGAUAGCACCGAAAACACAGAGUUCCGUUCGUUUAAUUCGCUGAGUAAUCCGCUCGCUGAAAACAACUCCAAGUUUGGCAGUUCACCGCAAAUUGUUCCAAAUAUUUUGGAGAAACCAACAAUUAUGGCGGGAAGUCUAAAUUCAGCCAUCUCUCCAAAUGGUGCGCUCAAUAAAAAGACACCUGAGCUCAAGGAAUCAUCAAAGUCACCACCAUCAACUCAAGCCGAACCAAUAAGUACGUCAAAGAGCAAAAGUACACCAAUUUCCAACGGAACAACUACAGAACAAGAAGAAACAUCUCGAUUACGCUUGAGAAAGAAAGAUCGUGUUGAACCAUCGACAACAACACUAACAAUAACAACAACAUCAACAUCAACAAUAACAUCGACUCUGGCACAAGCCGUUACCGUUACAACGGCAGGUAGUGAGCUUGCAACUCGACAACGAAUCGAUUUGAAAGGACCGCGAGUUAAACGUGUAUGUCGAAGUGCAUCAAUUGUUCUUGGGCAACCAAUUGCAACGUUUGGCGAUGAAAAUCAAAUCCUCGAUACAUUGGACACACCACCCCGACCCGAAUCACCAAACGGUAUUGUUGAUUUCCAUGAUCCGGCAACAUCAAUAUGUGGCACUCAAACUGACAAACACAAUGAUCAAAAUGAAUGUGCCGAUAGCACACGUCUGAGUCCACCAGCAACGCCAAUCAUUAAUGAUUAUGACAGUGAGUCGACAUCAACGAAAGAGCAGUUAGGUGAAAAAUCACCAGGUGAAAAUAGUAAAUCGGAUGAUGUAAGUGUGACAUCUGUUGAAAGUUUGAAACGAAAUGAAGAGAGCAAACCAGUAGUGACACGGAAAUUAUCGCGACCGAACAAUUUGGCAUCGAACAGUAUUACUGCGGUAAACAGCAAAAAAUUAAAUUCAUUCAUACGCAAACCAAUUCAAAAACCGGCUCCAAAGAAUUCACCGCCAAUGAUAUCGAUUGAUUUUUGGGAAAAUUACGAUCCAGCUGAAGUGAGCCAGAAUGGAUUCGGUUUGAUUUUUUCCGAAGACAUUCAGAUUAGCGCAGCUUGUUUCUUGUGCGGUAGCCAAGGCCAAGAACCAUUGAUAUUUUGCUCUAGCUGUUGUGAACCAUAUCAUUUGUAUUGUGUUGAAGAUGAAUACAAUUUAAAGCAGCACGUAUCGCUCGAUGAUACAAAUGUCAGUUUAUUGGAUGCCAGUAUGAUAAGUGGCAUUGGUUCAGAUGCCCUAAACUCACCGGCAAGUCGAUUGAAUUGGUCGUGUCCCCGUUGCACAAUAUGUCAUUCGUGUCGUGUGCAAUACGGAUCAAAGGUUAAGUGUCAAAAAUGUCAUAAAAACUAUCACUCAACGUGUCUGGGCACAAGCAAACGUCUAUUGGGAGCAGAUCGACCGCUAAUUUGUGCUAGCUGUUUGAAAUGCAAGAGUUGCGGUACAACAACCGUUUCAAAAUUUGUUGGAAAUUUGCCAAUGUGCUCGCAAUGUUUUAAGCUUAGGCAAAAAGGAAGUUUUUGUCCGUUGUGUCAAAGAUGUUACGAAGACAAUGACUUUAACAUUAAAAUGAUGGAGUGCGGCGAUUGUCAUCGGUGGGUGCAUUCAAAAUGUGAGGGUUUAACCGACGAACAAUACAAUUUACUGAGUGUUUUGCCAGAAAAUAUCGAAUUUAUUUGCCGAAAGUGUGCAAAAACCAAUCCAACAGCAUCAACAUGGCGAGAUGCUGUACUGGCCGAACUUAAAACGGGCCUGUUAAGUGUUGUCAAACAGUUGAGCAAGAGUCGACAAGCAUGUGCUUUGUUAAAAUUGAGUCCACGCAAAAAACCAUCAAUGUGUCGCUUCUGCGUACAGAAAGCACAACAAAGUGAAAAUCAUGAAUACGAAUUGGACGACAAACUUGACGAUCCAUUUGAUUUUGCAGCAUCACAAAUACGAGACGAAAUGAAUUGCUUGCCCGCAGCAAAAUGUUAUUGCAGCACAUCUCUCACACAAAAGCCAAAUACAUCACAAAGUUUGAUUGACAUUAAACAAAAAAUUCUUACGAAAAAAUACUAUUCGCUGGCUGAUUUCAAUUAUGAUAUGAAUGUGGUAAUAAAUGCAGCUGCAUGUGACGAUUUGAUGACAGCCUACAAAGAAAUCCUAAGCGAAGCAUUUCCAUGGUUUCAAAAUGAAACGAAAGCCUGCACCGAUGCAUUGGUCGAAGAUAUGUAUGACUCGUGUAAUUUUGAUCAUUCAACGAUAGAAAAUGAUGAAAUUGAUCAACAAGUUCCUAUGAUCGAUGUUCCCGGUGACAUCGAUGAGUAUUUCUAUCAGCCUGUGCCAUCCAACGAUACAAGAUCGUGUAUGUUUUGUAAGGGAUGCGGAGACGGUGCUUCAAUAAAUGAAUCUCGUUUAUUAUAUUGUGGCCAAAAUACUUGGGUGCAUGCUAAUUGUGCCAUGUGGUCGGCAGAAGUCUUUGAAGAAAUUGAUGGAUCGCUACAAAAUGUUCACGGCGCCAUUUCACGUGGACGAAUGAUUAAGUGCAGUGAAUGUGGAAAUAAAGGUGCAACUGUUGGUUGCAAUGUACGAAAUUGUGGUGAACAUUAUCAUUUUCCAUGUGCACGAAAAGCUGAUUGUGCAUUCAUGACAGAUAAAACUGUAUUUUGUCCACAACACUCAAAAAAUGUUACAACUGAUGGUAAAGUGUCAAUUGAAACAAAUUUCGAAGUAUCACGUCCAGUUUAUGUGGAAUUGGAUCGAAAGCGACGGCGACCGGUAUGUCCAAAGAAAGUACAGUUUUUGAUUGGUUCGUUGCAUGUUAAACAACUCGGAAGAUUUGUGAAUGUACUUUCCGAUUUUGAUGACUUCAUCGUGCCAGCCGAUUUUCUAUGCUCACGUUGGUAUUGGUCAACAAAAGAACCUUGGAAAAUUGUUGAAUACACGAUUCGUACAUCGGUUCAAAGUAAUUUAAAUAUUGCAACGGAUGCAGGACGCAAUUUUACUGUUGAUCAUUCGAACAGUUUGAGCAAAGUUCAAAUUGGUUUGGCUAAAAUAGCAAAAUGGCAUUCGAGUUUAUUGAAUGGCGAUGAAAAUGAUGGCUGUCAACGGCCAGAAAGAUCUCUAAAACUAGUUAAUGGUCACAGCGAGGAAACAAAUGAGGAUGAACCACAAACUAAUGUUUUGCCACCUGAAAUCCAAGAUGCUAUAUUGGAAGACAUACCACUUGAUAUACUCAAUGUAUUUUCAAUGCUUGAUAUAUUCCCAGAGGAUAUGGCGGCUACAGCUGACACCAAAAAUGAAGCAAUAAUUAAUUCCGAUCUAUUACGCGACAAUACAACAGACGACGAUUUUAGUCAAGGCAGUCAAAAAGGUUUCGACAUUGAUAGCUGGACCAGUGUAAAUCUGCAUGCAGAAGAUGCAAUGUUAUCGGCACGUUCAGCGGCCGGUCAAGUUCAUCUGAAACGCAACAAAUCUGAUCUAUUUACACAAAAUGCUCUUGGGAAUCGUGGGCAACGCACUUGGGAAAAUGCAUUGGAUUCAACAAUUUGUGCGAAACGUCGAAAGAUUUUCCUUACACUCGGUAGACGAAAAGAGGAAAUCUCCAACAAUUACAAUGAAAUCAAGAGAUUACAGUCUGAAGAAAUAAAGAACAAAUUCACAUGGGAGGCAGCGAAAAAAAUUUGCCAGCUAAAUAAUGACACACAACAGCAGCAGCAGCAACAACAACAACACCAAAAGAAUAAUACUGCUUUGAAGAAUAGCUUUAAAAUUCCACAAUCGGAUGGUAUGGAUGAUGAGGUAUGCGAUCGUUGUCAUUGCACAUAUCGUUCACGAGACGCGUAUCAACGACAUUUACCAACAUGUGAGACAUUUUUAUCAACGAAUGAAAGUGAUUCGGAUGCCACGUCAAAAUCGCCCGAAAUUCAGCAAGCCAUUCAAUCAAAUAUGAUUUUGACUUCAAUGAAUGGACAAGAUUACUGUAACAUACCGAUUUUACAACAGAAUAAUCAAAGCCAACAAAUUUUCGGAAUAAGCGGUGCUAACAUUAAUCAGCUUGCCAUGCAAAAUUCCGUACAAAUUCACAACGGUCAAUCCCUACCAAUCGCUUCAAUUCAAAAUGGAUCAUUGCCGGUCCAAAUGCAAGGAAUGUUCAUCAAUCCAAACACGACUACCAUUCAGCCACAGCAAUCGCAAAUCUUUGGCCAACAACUUACACUCGGUGCCCUUCAACAGCCCGUAUUCAGUCCGAUUCAAAAUAUUGCACAAAACGUCACAUCACAAAAUAUUCAGUAUCAACCACAUAUUAUUACAUGUUCAGCGGCAAAUACAUCACAAGUGCUAACGGUGACACCAUCGCAACAACAAAAUAUUACAACCUCAAAUUAUGCUUCGAUAAAAACUAUACAAACUCAACCUCAAGUUAAUAGAAAUGCUAUCAUCUUGCCACAGGCCGAUAAAAAUUCACCUACCAAAAAGCAAGCAAUUGCCAAACUUCAAAUGUCACCAACACGAGCAAAGGGACGAAUUGCUACAACUGCUGCACAAAAAACAAUUCAAAUCAAGAAAUCAAAUAUGAUUAAAACUGAAAAUAACAAAACCGUAGCACAAAUUACCAACACAAGUGUGACAAAUAUUCGACCAACGAGCACGACACAAAUGGAUAACAAUAAUAUUAUGAUUCAGUCAACAAAUCCAACGCAAUCGCAACCGAUUAUCAUGCAACAAGUGGCACAAGCAAAUCAAGGAAAUCUACUUCAAUAUGUAGCCACAUCUGAUUCUAAUAACGGCCUACAAUAUUUCACGAUGCCCACAAAUGAUGUUAAACCAAUGCAAACCACCCAAUACUUGACACCGAAUCCAUUGAUUCCCGGAACAUUUCAACUGCAAAGUGACAAUAGCAAUUUACUUCUGGCUAAUACAGCAUCUGGAUUGCAAGUUCUACCAAAUGGAACAUUACAAUUGGCGCAAUCCCAGCAACCGCAGGUCAUUGGCACGUUAAUUCAACCACAAGCAACCACAAUUCAAUGUGGAAUGAUGUCAAGUGAGCAAAUGGUUUUGGGUGCAACACCAUCAUUUGAAAUGGUCACAAAUCCAUUACAAGCAGGUUGCAUGCUACUAAAUAGUCAACCAGUUUAUUAUGGAUUGGAAACUAUUGUACAAAAUACAGUUAUGCAAUCGCAACAAUUUGUUUCGACUGCAAUGCAAGGUGUACUCAGUCAAAAUUCCAGCUUCUCGGCCACAACCACGCAAGUAUUUCAGGCUAGUAAAAUCGAACCCAUUAUGGAUAUGCAGCAAAGUUAUGUUGUACUGAAUAACGAUGGCACAAUAAUGACACCUCAAUCACAGCAACCGAUUUUAACAACGGCCAAUUUAUUGCAACAAGCUAUUCCACAAAUGUCAAAUCAAACGUCACAAAUUCAACCGGCUGCCAAUACGGGCGGAUGGCGAAUUAUUGACGCAAACGAUAAGGCAACAGUAUUCUCGACGAAUCAGAAUGCCACAAUUUUGCAGCCGCAAUCACAAGCAAACGUACAACCAUUGCAAACAAACACCACAACAACGGUUAAUAUUCAACAUCCUAUGACGGCACAACAACAACCACAACAACAACAACAACAACAACAGCAGCAGCAGGUUUCAACAGUCACACCACAGCCAGUAGUUCAAUUACAAAAGGUUCAGCCCCAAAAACAAGUGACCAAACAACGUCAACCAAAACAAACAUACAGCGCAAAAACAAUGAACAAACCAACAUUAAAAUCAUCACCAAUUAUUGUAAAUGAAAUUCAGACAAUGUCACAAAAUGAUGUUAAACCAGUUAUCAAUAUAAAUUCAAAGCCAAUUGAAACGAAGAUCGAAAUUGGUAGUCCGAAAACUCCUAUGAUCACCACAUCGUCUGGAAAUGAUGUGAAAAUGUCGUCAAAGGUUGUUCCGCCAAUAGUAACACAGCGCAAAUUAAACACUACCAAGUCAAUUGCCAGUGGGGUUAAGGUUUCAGCGGCAACAGUAAAACCAAAAAUUGUCGGAAAAACAUUAAAACAAUCGAAUGCACAAAAUAUUCAGAAACCAUUGAUAAGUGUGUCAACAUCCAAUGCACCAUUAUCAACAACAACAUUACCACUACAGACAUUUACAAUAACUACGGCAAAGCCUACACUGCAAAAUAUUAAUACCGAACUAGAUCUUCAGCUGAAACCAAUCGUUAUUCCAAAAUCUCCAUUGCCCAUUUUGAGCAAUGAACCAUUGUCAAAUGAAAACAACAUGAUUAUCGAUGGAAAAAUGAGCAUCACAAAUACCAUUCCUAAGAUUAAUACUUCGAUUGCAUCACCAAUGCAACAGAGUCCAACAAUAUCAAGUACUGGAAAUCAAUUUGGUGAACAAUCACCGAACAAUUUACAAUCGUCACAAUUGAGUUCGACUUUGUCGCCAACCAAUGAUGCACCAAAACUAACUGCAGCCCAAUUCACUUCAAACUCAAGCAAUCAAACCCACAUCACUUUACCAUUGUCACAUUGCAUUCAAUUGCCGACAGCUCCAUAUGCAAACGGCAUUCCAACGAACGUUAACGUAGUUAAUCCAAUCCAACAAUACACCCAUACAAAUACUCGUCCCACGAAUCGGGUUUUACCAAUGCAAACCAUUUUGCCGAAAUGCUCACCAACCGAAAGCAUCGAAACAAAACCAAACGAUAUUAAAUUGAAUCUAUUGAAACUCGAUUCGAAUGAUAGGCAAAAGAAAACACCAAAGAAUACAGACUUUAUGCCAACUUCAAGUGGCAACACCACACCUGAAAUAAAGCUUAAGGAUGAUUCAUCUCGAAUGGACGAUGAUAUGGAAGUGGAUUCAACUGGAACCGGAGCUCUUGAAAUCGAUGAAGAUCAAAUUAGCGAUUUUAAAAUUGAAAAAAUGGAUGAAGACGAUAGCGACAAUUCAUCGGAUAUGGAUGCAUUCAAAGAUUCAUUCCCGACAGGUAGUUCGGCCGAAGAAGUAUUCGAUAAGCUUAAAAAAGAGGAACAAGAAAAGCAAACGGAAAAUAUGGUAAAAGAAAAUAUUUCGAAAAUCAUUGAAAAGUUUGAAUGUGAUGAAAAAUCCAGUAUUGAAGAGGAAGAUGAUCUAUUUACAUUGGCAGAAGUAGAUGUUCCUAGCGAUGAUAUAACAGCUGUUGUAUCGGAUAAUACCAAUGAAACUGAGACGGGAAUGCCAACCUGCGAUGAAAUCGUUCAAGAUCAAAAAGAGAAUGUAAAUCCGAUUUCAAUGCCAUUGACUCAAAGCUUUCCAACAAUAAAAAUGCAAAAACCUCCCAAAGAAUUGAAUGUUUCGAAAAUAACCGGUCCACGAUUGUUGUACGAAAUUCAAUCUCAAGAUGGAUUCACCUAUAAAUCGACAUCAAUUACUGAAAUUUGGGAGAAAUUAUUUGAAGCCGUUCAAAUUGCACGUAAAGCGCAUGGACUAUCACCAUUGCCAGUAGGUCCGUUGGCUGACAUGUGUGGCCAUCAAAUGAUGGGUUUGAAAACGAAUGCUUUAAAAUACUUAUUGGAACAAUUGCCCGGCGUUGAACGUUGUUCAAAAUAUACACCAAUUUAUCACAAACGGGCCGAGAGCACUGUAUCGCAAACAUCUUCAUCUGGAUAUUGGUCCGAUUGCGAAGAAAUCAAAGAGAAUGCUAGUGGAACGGCUCGUUGUGAAAAGUAUAAAGGACGAUCGGAAUACGAUAUGUUCAGUUGGCUUGCGUCACGACAUCGCAAACAACCAAUUCAAAUCUGUGUCCCACAAAGUGGAGUGGAAACGGAAACCAUAGUUCGUCGUGGAAGCGGUAGCAGUUUACCAAAGGCAAUGCGUUAUCGAACACUCAAGGAUACGUACAAAGAUUCGGUUGGAGUUUAUCGCUCACAAAUUCAUGGUCGCGGUCUGUUUUGUAAUAGAGAUAUUGAAGCAGGCGAAAUGGUUAUUGAGUAUGCAGGUGAACUUAUACGCUCAUCUUUAACCGAUAAACGUGAACGAUAUUAUGACAGUCGUGGUAUUGGUUGUUACAUGUUUAAAAUUGACGAUAAGUCAGUUGUGGAUGCAACGAUGCGUGGAAACGCAGCCCGUUUCAUAAACCAUUCAUGCGAGCCAAAUUGCUAUUCGAAAGUCGUUGAUAUUCUUGGUCACAAGCACAUAAUCAUAUUUGCACUGCGUCGCAUUGUCCAAGGUGAAGAGUUGACUUAUGACUACAAAUUUCCAUUUGAAGAAACCAAAAUUCCGUGCUCUUGUGGAUCUCGAAAAUGCCGCAAAUAUUUGAAUUAAAUGGAAACCAAUGAAGUGCAUCAAAUUAUCCACAGGUUUUGAUUCGACUGAAAACUCUGUUCUUCAUUUUUUUUUUUUUACAAAAUCAGUCCUUUCAAAAAGAAGAGAAUUGAAAUCAGUAUCAUCAGUAUUUUGUAGAAAGUAAAAUUUGCAAAGAAAUGCAAAUUAAUCCAAAUUCUGGAAGAUUUCAUUUGAAAUUGUAUGACACCAGACAUUGUACAGAUCCCUGUGACAUUAACGAAAACAAUUCGCAACGAUAUUUUUCUAUCAAAUUUAUUUAUGAAAAAUCAGAAGAAAAAAAACAGAAUGUUAUGUUUCCUUUCGAAAUUCUCUGAGGUAGAGCCUCCGAAUGGGAGGUUAAGUCAUUAUAUAUCUUUGUCCCAUGAUAAUAUUAAUUUAUUUUAGAUAUUUACAAACUAUGUUUUUUUACUUAUAGUACGUAUAUUUUUCUUUGUAAUUGGAUAAGUUUUUUUUUAAAUAACAUAUUUGGCUUUGAUUGAAGUAAUAUCGAUUCGAAGUCAUUUUUUUUUUGCAUGUACUGUCACGCUUUGAUGAAGAUAUUGGCAAAAAGAAAAUUUGAUAAUUACAUUUCAUAUGUAUAAUGCGCCUAAUGCAUCGCUCCAAUGCAGUUUAUAGAGAGAAUUUUUGGAUAGUAGCCAAUGAUAACAAUGUAAAUAUUCACAUGUUCCAUGUAUUUAUAUGAAGAAAAAAAUGUGUAUUACAGGUAGCCCAGUUUUUUAGAAUUAGUACAUUACUGGCUGCUUAAAGAAAACAUUUUAGAAUAUCUGUGUGUUUGUAUAUCUAUGAUCAAAAACUAAACUUAAAUUAUUAUUCUUACCAAUAAAGUAAUAAAGUUCAAUUUUAUUGCAAUCUCUUCAAAACACAUUAAA